Messenger RNA from Gossypium raimondii (Peruvian cotton), 1141 nucleotides. RefSeq names its product protease Do-like 5, chloroplastic. The record is from RefSeq and is a predicted model, not a curated record. NCBI's taxonomy places the organism in Eukaryota, Viridiplantae, Streptophyta, Magnoliopsida, Malvales, Malvaceae. The coding region runs from base 65 to 1024 and encodes 319 amino acids. Gene Ontology annotation, molecular function: serine-type endopeptidase activity. Gene Ontology annotation, biological process: proteolysis. The transcript is spliced from 8 exons.
GUUAAAAAUGAGAGACAGAUUUUCAGUUACAACAUACAUAAACGAAAGGUAGUAAUAAUAUAGCAUGGAGAUGUUGGCUUCUCUACACACACUCCCAUCUCCAUUGCCACCUACAACUACUUCAUCAUCAUCAGAACCUUCAUAUAAGACUCCAUUCAUUACAAGGAGAAGAGCCAUUAUCUCUGCUUCAACUGCUGCAAUAGCUUCUUUACUCCAUAUUUCAAAUCCCAUUCCUUCUUUAUAUCCAUCCAUCGCUCUGCAACCUCAACAAGUGGAGCUUGAUCAAGAAGAAGAUAGGAUCGUUCGUCUAUUUCAGGAAACAUCACCAUCGGUUGUGUUCAUUGAAGACCUUGAAUUAGCUAAAAUCCCAAAGAGCUCUUCCAAGGGAGACAGGGAUGUUGUUGCUGAGGAUGAAGAUGCAAAAGUUGAAGGGACAGGUUCAGGCUUCAUUUGGGACAAAUUUGGUCAUAUUGUUACUAAUUACCACGUUGUUGAUAAAUUGGCUACCGACCAAAGUGGAUUGCAAAGUUGUAAGGUGCUUUUGGCUGAUGCUAGCGGAACUAGCUUUUACAAAGAAGGGAAAAUUGUUGGCAUUGAUCCAGCCUACGAUCUAGCUGUUUUAAAGGUUGAUGUUGAGGGCUAUGAACUAAAACCUAUUGUUGUCGGCACUUCUCGGGAUUUACGCGUGGGGCAGAGCUGUUUCGCCAUUGGAAAUCCCUUUGGAUAUGAGAACACUCUAACCACAGGGGUGGUUAGUGGAUUAGGCAGAGAGAUACCUUCCCCAAAUGGCAGAGCAAUUCGAGGAGCAAUCCAGACAGAUGCCGCCAUUAAUGCAGCAGGCAACUCAGGUGGACCAUUGAUUGAUUCCUAUGGUCAUGUCAUCGGCGUUAAUACCGCAACUUUCACUCGGAAAGGGACAGGAAUUUCCUCUGGUGUUAACUUCGCGAUACCAAUCGACACAGUUGUCCGAACAGUUCCUUACCUUAUUGUAUAUGGAACCCCAUAUAGUAACAGGUUUCAAUAAUGUUUUGGCCUGAAGAAAAUUCAUAUAUGAUGUACAUAGCCAUAUGUAUACAUACACAUUUCAUCAGAUACAAUUUGCAUCAAGAAAUUGCAAAGACCUUUAAGUAUUAAGUUGCAA